Phlebotomus argentipes is the source of this 11437-nucleotide messenger RNA. It is a transcript of the gene Ten-a, whose product is annotated as teneurin-a. The record is from RefSeq and is a predicted model, not a curated record. The transcript has 21 exons. NCBI's taxonomy places the organism in Eukaryota, Metazoa, Arthropoda, Insecta, Diptera, Psychodidae. Gene Ontology annotation, biological process: motor neuron axon guidance. Bases 577 to 8844 code for a protein of 2755 amino acids.
GGUUGUUGCGUACAAUAGGCGAGCCCUGUUUACGCAUCCGCGACGGACGCGUUCGAUUCUGCCAAGAGGGCAUCAAUUAUUUAUCCAUUUGCCGAGCGCAGUGUGGAUGUGACUCCUAGGCUUCCGUGACAAUGAUCGUGCACGAGUUAAUGUGAAUUUGUGCGACCAUUAGCAUGUGAGACGUGAUUUCGCGGCAUCGCACGAGGACUCGAGAGAGUGUUUCAGUGGUCCAAGAAACUCUUGAAUUGCUGGAGGAGGGCCGCAGUUGAAUAGGAAAUAGGAAAGUGGAGAGAGAGUGCAAGAACUCGAGAAUAUUUUGAGAAUAUAAUUAUCCCUGGGUGUCCGUGUGUGCGUGGCCAGUGAGAGAAAUGAUUUAUGUUGAAAAGUUGGUGGUACAUGUUCAUUGUCUAAGUGCUUGAGGACUGAGUUUAUCAUCAAAGUGUAAUGCCGAGCACGGGCAAUUGUCUCUGCUGUCAGUGAAUCCAUCGCGGGAGAGAAAUAUUUGAUACUUUUUCUGCACCGCCGCCGCCGCCGCCGCCGCCGCCAAGGGGGAGGCGCGCCCCAGCCGGCCGAAACAUGACGAUGAAAUCUAUGAAGUACUCCGAUUGUGACACCAUAAUGGAUGGAUACAAUCCAGUUCCGCCACCAUUGCCGCGGCGAGUGCCGCCAGUUAGGAAUAUUUAUGCCGAACCAUUCACAUCUGAAACCAGUACCAACAGGCUCGCUGCUCCACUGCAGUCGGGACAGCAGCAGAUGUCACAGGGUAUGACGAACGCCAACAAUGCACAGGGAUCCCAUUGUCAAUUGGGCGGAACGUCGCCCCUCGUGAUGCCAGUCUUUCCCCUGCGAACAUCCCAUUCAGGACAUGCGCCGCACUACUCACCCUACUCGCCCUCAAGGUUUCACAUAGACAAACGAUGUCAACAUAGGUGCUCAUGGAAAUGUUUCAGCAUUGCCUUAAUACUCCUGUCGGUGGCACUUAUAGCUAUGUUGGCCUAUUUUGCAGCGGUCAAUUCGAUGAAGCCCACGAUGGAUCCCAACAACUGCAUCGUGGUGCAGGACGUGAAACAGGUGACACACGAUCAAAUGACCCAGAAUGCCGACGGAUCCACCCAAUUGCCCACGGAAGAGUCUCUGCUCACGAGCACAGCAGACCACAGCACAUUCACCACGGCGCAUCACUAUCUGAACAGUGGCUUCUCGCAGCAGCAAAUCCUGCAGCAGCAACUCCAGCAGCAGCACUACCAGGAUCAGCAGUUCUCGGCGCAGCAGCAGCAGCAGCACCAGAAGUGGCCGCAGGUCCUGGAGCUGCGCGAGUUCAAUGAGCUUCACCACGCCACGAUUCAGCCGUACCAAUUCUGGAAUUCGGAGUUCCGCAACAAGCAUCCCGCCUUCAUCCGGUUCAACUUCACGCUGCCCUGGGGCGCGAACUUCGCGGUGUACGGGCGUCGCAACGUGGCGCCCAGCGUCACGCAGUACGACUUCGUGGAGUUCAUCCGCGGCGGCCGCGUGGAUAAUCGCCUGCGGCGCCGGCGUCGCAGGAAACGCAGCAUGGCCGGCGAGGACGAGGAGGACAUCCUGGCGAAUGGCGUGGACGAGGAGUAUGACUUUGACAUCUUCGAGAAUCCCCCCGUGGACGGCGAUGAGUAUCACGACAGAUCCAGCGCCGCCGAGGCCGCCUCGUCCUCCUUCAUCGACGAACACCUGCGCCUGUCGCCGGCGGAGCGCCACAUCAUCUCGAAGCGCUCCGCGGACAUGGAUCCCAUGAUGGUGAACGUGAGUCUGCUGCAGUAUCUGGACACCGGACGCUGGUUCCUCUCCGUCUACAACGACGAAUUGCUGGCGCACAGCGUCACGCUGACCGUCGCCGAGGCGGAAGGCGUGAGCACGACGUGUCCGAACGACUGUUCCGGCAGAGGAUCCUGCUAUCUGGGCAAGUGCGACUGCAUCGACGGCUACCAAGGCGCAGACUGCUCCAAAAGUGUCUGUCCGGUGCUGUGCUCGGCUCACGGCCACUAUGGCGGCGGGGUGUGCCACUGCGAGGAGGGCUGGAAGGGCCCGGAAUGCGAUGUGCCAGCGGGUGAGUGUCAAGUGCCCGGAUGCUCCGGCCAUGGACGCUGCAUCGAGGGCGAUUGUCACUGCGAACGUGGCUGGAGAGGACAAUUCUGCGAGCAACCUGACUGCCUUGAUCCCUCGUGCUCUGGCCACGGAACGUGCGUGAGCGGCCAGUGCUACUGCAAGGCCGGCUGGCAGGGCGACGACUGCGGCAUGGUGGACCAGCAGGUCUAUCAGUGCCUGCCCGGCUGCUCCGAGCACGGCACGUAUGACCUGGAGACGGGCACGUGUGUCUGCGACAGACACUGGACCGGACCCGACUGCUCCCAAGCCGUUUGCAGCUUGGACUGCGGCCCGAAUGGUGUGUGUGAGUCUGGAAAGUGUCGCUGCAACUCUGGCUGGACGGGAAAUCUGUGCGAUCAAUUGCCAUGCGAUUCACGAUGUGCUGAGCACGGCCAGUGCAAGAAUGGCACUUGUGUCUGCUCACAAGGAUGGAACGGUCGCCACUGCACCUUGCCUGGAUGCGAGAAUGGAUGCUCCAGACAUGGACAGUGCACACUCGAGGACGGUGAAUACCGGUGUGUCUGCAUAGAAGGAUGGGCCGGCACAGAUUGCUCAAUCCCCCUGGAAAUGAAUUGCAAGGAUAACAUCGAUAAUGAUCACGACGGCAUGACAGAUUGUUCGGAUAGUGAAUGCUGUUCACAUCCAAUUUGUGCUGAGCACAUUAUGUGUUUGGCAUCCAAUGAUCCUGUGGAAGUUCUGCUACGGAAACAGCCACCAUCUGUUACCGCAUCCUUCUACCAGCGAGUCAAGUUCCUCAUUGAGGAGAACUCCGUGCAAUCGUACGCCCAUAUGGACGAGUACAGCGAGAGCGAGUUCUGGAACUCCUUUACACCGUGUCGAGUGUCUGUGAUGCGAGGACAAGUUGUCACACCCCAGGGACUCGGAAUUGUGGGGAUUCGUGUCUCUGUGGACAGAGACUCGAGAUUCGGAUUCACACUCACGCGACAAGGAGGAUGGUUUGAUGUUCUGGUAAAUGGCGGCGGAGCUGUUACCUUGCAAUUCCAGCGAUCACCCUUCCGUCCGCUGACGCGCACGGUCUUCGUGCCCUGGAAUCAGAUUGUUGUUUUGCCACCUGUUCAGAUGCAACUCAGCGAAGAUGAGGAACACUUGCGUCCACUCAUAAAGAUCACACCACCGAAUCCGGCGUUCAGCUUCCUCAACACCAUCCUGUACCACUUCACGGACGAAAGUGUCCCGCCGGGAGUUGUCUGUCUCGAGCACGACCAUGAGCUGCUGAAACCACAAUUGUUCGGGACAUGGAUGCCAAAUGGUGUGGGCGCCAUGGCUGGUCAUCGCAACAUUUUCGCAGAGACUCAGAUUGUUCAGGAAUCUGUGCAAAUCCCCGGCUCAGGCCUACACUUGACGUACCAAUCAUCUCAAGCGCCCGGCUACCUGAGCAUCGUGCGGAUGCGAUUAACGAAGGCCACAAUCCCACCGACGUUAACACAUGUGCACGUGGGGGUGGAGAUUGAGGGCUCUCUGCACGUGAAGACGUACGAGGCCGACCCCAAUUUGACGCACACCUUCGCGUGGAACAAGCGCAACGUGUACAAGCAGAAGGUGUACGGCGUGUCACUGGCCCGCAUCAGCGUCGGCUAUCAGCACUCCACGUGCAAGGAGCCCGUAUGGGAGACGCAGACCGCCAAGCUGCAGGGCUUCGACGUGGACAUCUCGGACAUCGGCGGCUGGGGCCUGGACAUCCACCACCACUACAACUUCCACGAGGGCAUCCUGCAGAAGGGCGACGGCUCCACGCUGCACAUGAAGGAGUAUCCGCGCACCGUGAAGGUCGUGAUGGGCACGGGUCUGCAGCGGCCGCUCAACUGCGGCAAGGACUUCUGCAAUGGCAUCGCCAAGGACGCCAAGCUGCUCACGCCCGUGGCGCUGACGUCGGGUCCUGACGGAAGUCUCUUCGUCGGGGACUUCAAUCUCGUCCGCAGAAUCACGCCCGAAGGGAAGGUUUUCACGGUGCUGCAGCUGAGCGCCACGCAAGUCUCCUACCAGUACUACUUGACCGUCUCGCCGGCCGAUGGACAUCUGUACAUCUCCGAUCCCGAGCGCCAUCAGAUCCUCAAGGUCCUGUCCGUGGACGACGUCAGCAAUCCGAUCAGCAACAGCGACAUUGUCGUCGGCAGUGGACAACGAUGCAUUCCAGGUGACGAAGGUAAUUGCGGCGACGGGGGUCCGGCCAAGCUGGCUCGCCUCUCCCACCCGAAAGGCAUUGCCAUAGCAGCCGACAGGACCAUGUACAUCGCCGACGGGACGAACAUCCGCGCCGUGGACCCGAAGGGCGUCAUCCACACGCUCAUCGGCCACCACGGCCACCACAACCACUGGAGCCCGGCGCCGUGCGAGGGCGCGCUCCUGGCCAGCCAGACGCAGCUCCAGUGGCCCACCGGGCUGGCGCUCAGCCCCCUGGACGGCUCGCUGCACUUCAUCGACGAUCGCCUGGUGCUGAAACUCACCGCCGACAUGAAGAUCAAAGUCGUGGCGGGGACGCCGCUGCACUGCAACGCCAACGCCGACAAGAACAAGACCACCACGGAUGACGUGCUGGGCACCGUGCUGGCCAUCGCCUUCUCCCCGGCCGGCGACCUCUAUGUGGCGGACUCUGACUCCCGGCGGGUCAACUCCAUUCGCACCGUCGACACUUCCGGCAAAAUGAGGUCGUUUGCCGGCAAAGUGGACAGCACAACUCUCCCGAGUUGCGAUUGUGGCAACGCCACCACGGCAACGACAACGAUGAAUCCAGCCCGGAGCGGAAGCGCCGGAAAUCCCGGUGCACCUUCAGCCCCCGCGGCCACAGCCUGCUCCUGCCCACCCUUCAACGCCACCAGCGUCACCACGAGCGGCUACGGCGACGAGGCGCCGACGAGCAACGCGGAGACGCUGCUCUCAUCCAACGCGCGCUUCCAGGCCAUCUCCGCCAUUGCUGUGUCGCAGGACGGCGUAAUCAACGUUGCCGAUCAGGGAUCUCUGCACAUUUUGGCACUGCAGCAUUAUCUGCCGAGUCACGACAUCAACGGCGAGUUCCACAUUCCCUAUCCGCCCACGAGUGAGGUGUACGUGUUCAAUCGAUACGGACAGCAUGUGGCCACGAAGGAUCUGGCGUCGGCCAAGACGCGCUACUCCUUUCUCUACUCCAAGAACACCAGCUUCGGCAAGCUGUCCACGGUGACGGACAGCUCGGGCAACAAGAUCCAGUUCCUGCGCGACUACAGCAACCUCGUGAGCUCCAUCGAGAACACGCAGGACCACAAGUCCGAGCUGAAGAUCAACAACGUGGGUCUGCUGGCCAAGCUGACGGAGAAGGGCAAGUCCGAGAUCGAGCUGGACUACGACACGACGUCCGGGCUGCUGAACAGCCGCUCCGGCGGCGGCGAGACGUACAUCUACUCGUACGACGAGUUCGGGCGCGUGAUCGGCCUGAUCCUGCCCACGGGCGAGACCGUGUCCAUCGGCUCCAGCCUGGCGGCCGACGUGGGCCUGGCCGUGCAGGUGCGGGCGCCCGUGCAGAGCCUGUUCGCCGGGGACCAGCACGAGCGCAGCGAUAUGCUAAUUGUGGGUGGGAUUAAGUCACUGACAAUGAGCAAUGGGGUGGAAAAGACCGUCGCCCACAUCAACACAAACAACACCCUCUCCAUCGCCACGCCAAACAAUAUGGUGAUUGAGUCGGCAGCCGCAGCAAGACACCCCCUCCUGGAGGCCUCUCUGCCCGUGGAGGCGGAAAUGCUGCCGAUGUGGUCACAGCAGACGGUAACAAUGGGUGAUGAGCUAAUUAACACCAUGUAUUCAUCGUACAGCCUCGUUGGGGACGUUCGCAAUCCGCAGCAGACACUCAAUCACGAGCUCUUUGUCAACAAUUCCCGGGCGUUCGGGGUGGAGUUCGACCAGUUCACCAGCAGGGAGACAUUCUUCGACCGCGACCGACAGCCCAUCCUCACCAUCGCCUUCGAUCCCAGCGGCCAGCCGCAGUCCUACCACCCCGCCGCCGUCGGCCACCCGCUCAACAUCUCCUACGACCGCUUCAACCGCAUCGACGGCUGGACCUGGGGUCCGUCCGAGCUCAAGUACACGUACGAGCAGCACGGGCUACUGUCGGAGAUCACGAGCCAGCAGGACGGCACCGUGAGCUUCGUGUACAACGACCUCAACCUCGUGUCGGAGAUCGGCCUGGCCAGCCAGCGCAAGAUCCUCUUGGCGUACGACGAGGACGGUGGCCUGCGCCACGUCACGCUGCCCAGCGGCACGAAGCACUCCUUCAGCCUGCAGCCCUCCAUCGGCUUCAUCCGCUGCACCUACACUCCGCCCGGCAGCACCAAGCCCUACCUGCAGCACUACUCGCACAGCGGCGCGCUGCUGCAGACCGUCUUCCCAGGUGAUGGCGCACGCAUUGUCUAUCGCUACACGCCAACGGGUCAAUUGUCCGAGGUUGUGCACGGCGACGGCCGUAGUGAGUUCAUCUACAACGCCCUGACUGGGAUGCCGAGCACCGUGGGUCACGUGGAGCGUGAGCUGGAGUACAGAUGGGACUUUGAGUACACGGGAGUUCUGCUCACCGAGGAGCGCAUCGACUUUUCCGCCAAAACUGGACUCAGCAAUGCAAAGUUCUCCUACGAUUACGACUCCAACUUCCGCCUCACGUCCAUUCAGGGGCGCAUUGGCGGUCAGAAUCUGCCCGUGCAGACGUUCACGUACAGCAGCAAGACGGGAGCGCCUGAGGAGAUCGGGCAGUUCAAGGUGACGCAUCCCAGACCGAAUCAGACUUCCGUGUUUGACGGCACAGCCAUCUUCUCGCGCACCAUCAACGGCCAAUUCCUGGAGACACAGAUGUCCGUCACGAUCCACCGCAUGGAGGUGUUCCGCAUGGAGUUCGCGCACGACAUGCACGGCAGGAUCUCGCAGACGAAGACCUACACGAGGAAUGUGGGCGUCAACACGUACACCAACGUGAAGAACUUCACGUGGGACUGCGAUGGGCAGCUGAUUGGCGUGGAGGCGCAAGAGCCGUGGGGCUUCCGCUACGAUGACAAUGGGAACAUGCUCUCCCUGACCUACAGAGGCAACACCAUCCCGAUGGAGUACAGCGGCAUGGACAGGAUCAUGAAGUUCGGUGAGGGUCAGUACAAGUACGACAGUCGCGGUCUCGUGGCGCAGAAUGCGCGCGAGGAGAAGUUCCACUACAACACGCAGGGUUUGCUGGUCAGGGCGACCAAGCGGGGGCGCUUCGACGUGAAGUACUACUACGAUCACCACAAUAGACUGUCCACCAGGAAGGACAACUUCGGCAAUGUCACGCAGUUCUUCUAUAACAACCAAGAUCGCCCGGACGAAGUCAGCCAGAUCUAUUCGCCGCGCGACGGGAAGCUGAUGUCGCUCACGUACGACGAUCGCGGGCACUUGAUCUACGCUCAGGUGUACAGGCACAAGUACUACGUGGCGACGGAUCAGUGCGGAACGCCCGUGAUGAUCUUCAAUCAGUACGGAGAGGGAAUUCGCGAGAUCAUGCGAUCGCCAUACGGACACAUCGUUUACGACUCGAAUCCGUAUUUGUAUCUCCCGAUCGACUUCUGCGGUGGCAUUUUGGAUCAGGUCACUUCCUUGGUCCACAUGCCCAACGGGAAGGUGUAUGAUCCUCUAAUUGGGCAGUGGAUGACUCCUGAUUGGGAGAACGUGGCUGAGCGCGUCCCAACGCCCACGAAGCUCCAUCUCUAUCGCUUCAACGGCAACGAUCCCAUCAACAUUGGCCACGACAGGAAUUACCCGGUGGAUCACAGCGCCUGGCUGGACUUGAUGGGCUACAAGGUGAACAACAUGAUGCCGCAGCUCAACCAGAAGCUCUGGCGUCCGCCGAACGCCUGGGGCCGCGCCAGCGACUUCACGCCCAUUCCCGUGCCCAACAAGCUGGACUUCAGCGGAUCCCCGAGCGUUCAGGUGGAGAGUGGUUUCCUGGCUCAUCUGGCGCUCAGGCGCGCGUCCAGCGUGGAACAGUUGUCUGCGCCGCCCGGCUCGAAGCUGAAGCUGGACGUGAUGCAAGUGGCGCCGAGCAAGAUAGGCGCCGCCUCGGAUCCGCCCUUCGGCCGGGGCAUUGUCGUGUCGCGCUCAUCCCUCGGCCAGGCCAUCGUGUCGAGCGUUCCCGCGGCGAAUGCCAUCUACAGGGAUGUGUACACGUCCGUGUUCAAUCGCUCCCACUUGCUGCCGAUCACGUUUGUGGUGCACAACAGCCAGCAGGACUCGUUCUUCUUCGUGAAGGAGGACGCGUGGCGCGCCAGCGAGGACAGGCAGCAGCUGAAGCGCCUGCAGGGCCAGGUCAACACCACAUUCCACGAGAUCGCGCGGGAGAACGGCAGCGGCAACAACUACCUGGACGUGAAGAUCCACGGCGCGCACACGGUGAUCAAUCUGCGCUACGGCACGACGGUGGAGAAGGAGAGCCAGCGACUGAUGCACCACGCCAAGCUGACGGCGGUGCGCAAGGCGUGGCACAGGGAGAAGGAGGCGCUGCGCAACGGCAUCGCCACGGCCGUGGAGUGGAGCCAGGCGGAGAGUGAUGAGAUCCUGAAGCAGGGCUACGCCAAUCUCUACGAGGGCGAGUACAUCCACGAUGUGGGCAAGUAUCCGGAGUUGGCGGAGGAUCCGUACAAUGUGCGCUUCGUGAAGAAGAAAACCAACCAAAUACGACGGCGUCGACGAAGAGACAUUGACUGCAGUGGGCGGCAAUGUUAGCCUAAAACCACCCCCUCAUUUCGGCGGCACUACAGGAAGAUCCCAACUUUGGGAAUAGACACAAAUCUAGAGCCCAAGUAAGAGAUAUUAUAUUGUAUAAAGGAUAUUAACCCACAAUAUAUUGUAUUAGAUGGAAUGGUUAAAGAGUGAAGAGAGAAGAGUAGUUUGAUAAAAUGUGGACAUUGAAAUUUUAAACUAAAAGGAAGAAGAAAAAAAUGGUGAUUCGAGCUUUUGAGACUGGCGUCAUUUCAUCCAGAACCAAUUAAUUGUAAUUUAACGCAACAACAAGAGAAAUUAUACUUUAAACGUAUAGGUUUUAGGAUACACAUCUUAACAAUGAUACUAUAAUUGAUAUUUAUGAGAGAAUUUCGUCAACAUAUUCAAUGUAUAAAAGUAGAUUGAACCAGAUUGAUAUCAAUUGAGGUAAUGAGCCAAAAAAAACAUAAAUAAAUGUGUAAAUUUUGGUAUUACAUUGACUAAAAAGAAAAAAACAGAGAAGCACUUUUAGAGGCGUUCAUUUGCGGGGCAAGAAACCCGCUUCUCUCCAGCCAUUCUUUGACAAAACUGAGAGAACUUUUUAAGAGAGAUUUAGAAGAAAUCAACGUGAAGUUAUAGAGAAGAUGUUGCCAAAUACACCCACUAAAAGUAAACUUUAAAAACUUAUAUUGAAUAAAAAAAGAAAAAUGUUAGAAGAGAAAUUUUGCGAAUAUUGCUGAAAAUUGCGUCAAGUCUCUUGCAUGAUGUUGAUGAAGAGGGAUUUAAAUGUUUCAAUGAGAGAUUCACUAUGUAUAGGUUUAAUAUUUGUAAUAUAGAAAUUCACUGUAAAUAUUUAUUCUUCACACGAAUAAUCUUAGUGAGUAAAAGCGAGAGAGAAAGUCAACCCAGUGAAAUCCCAUGCAAAUGUGAAAAGAGGUGAAAAAUGUUGGGCAAAAAGUGUAUGUAAAAUGUAAAUGUUCUAUUGAUAAUGUUAGGAUUAUAGGACAUAGUUAUAAAUGAGGCUACAAGAUAUUCACUAUUGAUUAUUGAUUCAUUGUAUGACGAUUUCUUUGCCGCAUUUUCCUGUGUAAAUAUUACUUCAUCUUUUUUCACUCACUCGUGCAAAAUCAUUUCAAUUCUCCUUCACUUCUCAGCAUUUCAGAGCUUUCCAAAAAUCUUCCUAGACUUCCUAUAAUUUGCUUUAUGCCAUUCUGAAGUUGCUAUAAAUCUACACGCUCCCUCACAUUAAUAAGAAACACAAGGAAAUAUAAGAAUUUAACAAGAAUAGUAAAUUAAUGGUGCCAUUGAUGUGUUACAAUUUGAGUGAACAAGAUUCCGCCGCAUUUUAUAGGACACGAGAACUGAAGGGAUGAUGUAACUAUUCAGCGAAUUUUCCAAUUUCCGUUUUUUUUUUCUUUCUCUUAAGUGAAAGCAACUUUUCCUAAAAAAAUCCGCCUAAGGGCUCAACUCGUUGGCAUUUGCAAUGUACACUAAACUAGAGCUUCAAGUUCUUCAAUUUAUUUGCCAUAAAAUAUGGCUUCCGUAACGGAUUUCAGUUCACUUUCAUCACACAUACAGAAACACUCAGAAAAAUUGCUCUAAUUGCGCAAGUUGAUAAAAUUGUACGAAAGCUGAAGCGUUUAGAGUGGCAAAAAAAAAAACAUAGUUUAGAACAUAGACUUUAUGCAGUAAAUAUCAGACUUACAUAUUACAAUUAUAAGUGGAAGUAAAACAAGUUGAAAUGCUGUAACUUUUUUGUGUACAACAACGUUGAAAAAAAAAACAAGGCCCGGAUUUGGGGUGGAAAGCGUUGUACGUUUAUAGAGUCAGAGGGAGAAUAAAAAGGGAGACAAUUCCAUGUAAAAAAAAAAAAGGAAGAAGUCAGGCAGAAUGCGAAGAAUUUGCAAAGAAAAACUGCCAUUGACGCAAGGAAGAUAGAAAAAAAAACACGAUGACACGGUGAGAGGAUUACUGAUAGUAUUAAAAAAAAAUGGAUAUAAAAUAAUGAUUCAAUAACAUAUUGAAGGUAUUAAAGAAAAUCAAUAUAGAGUCGUACACUGUAUAUUUAUUUUUAUAAAAUAGGAAAAGAUUCUGACGAUCGAGGCGAUGAAAAACUACAAAUUUCACCAACUGCGAACGAUGAUGAACAUCAAAAUUUAAAAACUGAAAGACAGAAGAAGCAUUAAAAGAUUAGAAGGAAAGUUGUUGCUAAACCACGAGGAAAAGUGAGAAGAGGAGAGAAAAAAAAUUGGAAGGAGUAGAAGAAAACAUAUAUGUAUUUGUAUUAUAUUUAAAUCAAUACAAUGGAUAUUUUAUCAAAGAAUGGGAAUUUAUCAGUGUAAACAAAAAUAAUUGUAAUAGUCCAAAAAAAAAGUUGAUGAGAAAACAUGAAGAUAAAGGUUUUAAAUGAAUAACUUUGAUAUCAAAUCGCUUCAUAGAGUUUUUUUAUAUACACAUUAAUUAAUGACGAUGAAGAAGAAAAAGAAGUGGAGAGAAAGAAGAUGGAGAGUUGACGAGAGAGAGAGAGAGAGAGAAAAGUAUGUAAUAAUCAAAUUGAAAAAAAGCCGUAAAUAUAAAACAUAGAAUUAUAUUGAAUGAAAAAGAAAAACAAGUAAAA